Messenger RNA from Gongylonema pulchrum, 444 nucleotides. Lineage: Eukaryota; Metazoa; Nematoda; Chromadorea; Rhabditida; Gongylonematidae. The record is from the annotation of a GenBank genome assembly.
AUGGGUAGGGCACCUCGCGCAAAGAAGGAGUUCAUUUGUAAAUACUGUAAUCGACAUUUUACAAAAUCGUAUAAUUUAUUGAUCCAUGAGCGUACACAUACGGACGAACGUCCGUACAACUGUGAUAUUUGCGGUAAAGCUUUCCGGAGACAGGAUCAUCUGCGAGAUCAUAGAUUUAUCCAUGCGAAGGACAAACCUUUCAAGUGCGAUGUGUGCCAGAAGGGAUUCUGUCAAUCACGCACACUUCAGGUGCAUCGAAUUUCACACGGCAAUGAUAAUCCACUGUAUUCGGAUCAGAGAAAGCUACGACGAGCUCAAAAUCAAGCCAUUUUUAAUGACUUUCGAAACGUCGAGGUUAGUAGGAUCGCUUUACAAAAUAACUUUAGGAAAGAGUUUUACAGUCUUCCAGGAACAGCUGUUAGGAGAAAUUAUACGAUUUUGUAG